AUGGCGGAGCAUCCGCGUCCCCCCGUGCAGGUGUUCGCCUACGACGACGCCGCCGGGCGCGAGGAGGGGACGGAGCUGGAAGCGCUCCUGGCGUACUUCCCCGCAUCCGCGCCCGAGUCCGCGAAGGUCAGGGCGCUGUCGUUGGCCAGGGGCAUCGUCGGGUUCGUCUCGCAGUUCGACGACGACGGGACGGGGGGCGGACGGCGCGACUCGAACGACGUACGCGAGGACGCGAGGGUGGUGCGGACCAAGCGCGGGCGCCUCGCGUGCCUCCUCGCGGAGGAGGAGGAGGAGACGCGCCCGACCGGGACGACCGCGGGACGAUCGCCAGCGCACGCGUCGCCGCGCCGGCUCUGGCUGUGCGUCUCGGUGGACGAGUCCAUCGCGAGCGUCGCCGCCGUUCGCGACGGCGCCCUCGUCGACCUCCUCCGCAUCCUCCGCGACGACUACGCCAUGCUCCGCGGCGGACACCCACCCCGAGGCCAACCCCGCGAGGGGGGGGCGCCAGACGACGCGAGUGGCGGAUGCGACGAUCGACGGUCGGCGAGACUCCUCGCCGUCCUCGUCGCCGACCUCGGCGCGCGCGUCUCGCCAGCCGCCGCCGGAUGGGAGGGCGCCACCCUCGCACCGGACGCGCGCAUGUGCGGCGACGCCCUCCGCGUACUCCACUCCCCGCUGUCACCCGAGGGUUUAGGUUUGGGGUGCCCGCUGACGCCGACGAGCCGCGAGGCGUUUUUGCUGACGCAGUCGGCGGUGAACGCCGCGCAGCUCUCGCUGGAGGAUUGGGCGGACGUGCAUCGUCGCGACGCUGACGUGGAUGCUGACAUGAAUGCUGACAUGGAUGCCGCUGACGGGCGGGACGAGAACGACGAGUGGGACCUGGUCGCGGACACCGCCGUGUUCCACGAGGGCGGCUUGCUCUGGUCGUCGUCGACGGCGAUCGCGUCGAGAGCCGUGUCCAGGUACGCGGCUCGGUGCCUGGUCCCGUCUGCCGCGUUUCGGGAGGAGGGCGGCGCUGACAUGGAUGCUGACGUGGAUGCUGACGUGGAUGCCGGGGAGAAGGCGGAGAAGGCGUCGGAGAAAGCCGGUCGCGCGAGGGCGCUCGCGGCGGCGGUGCGCGCCGAGGCUGCCGCGGGGGCGGCUUCCCUAAAACGCGGUGAGUCACCGGGUGGUGAGUCACCGCGCGGUGAGGGCGACUUGAUCGGCGGUUCAUCGUUCGACGACGUCCCGAUCGCCGCGUCCGAGUGGUCCGUCGCUCCCGACGGGUUCCUGCGACGGUCCGCCGCCGCGGGAGAGGCGGUCGAGGCGAGCGGACGGGACGUUCCCGCGGCGGCGCACGUCUUACGACUCGGACCCCCAGCCGCUCGUACGUGGGGCGAGUCAGUUCGGGGCAGUCAUGGUGAGUCACCGGGUAUACAGGAGGGCGUAUACCUCCUGUCCCUUCGGGUGGGCGCGUGCACGCUCGCGGUGUCCCUGCGCGUCGCGCGGUGCCCGCCGCUGACGGAUGAGGCGUCGUGGAGAGACCUGCGCGGGUGCGUGCGGAACGCGUCGGCGCCGAGGCUGCGGGAGCUGCACGAUUGCCUCGCGACGCAAACGCACGAUUCGAAAGCCGCCGCCGGGCGCCGCCGCCCGCCCCCCGACCACGCGCCGGGGUACCGAUACCUCUACGUCGACGCCGCCGCGCUCGCGGUGCGCGCGACGCCGCGCGAUGUCCCGGGAGCGACGACGGUUCAUGUCCGGCCGGAUGUCCUCGCGACGGUUCAGUCGGUGCGGCGCGAGAUGGAAGCCCUCGAGUCGGAAUCGACGACGGACGGCGGCGACGCGUCGUCGCCCGCCGACGUCUGUCGAACGCACGAGCUGUGCGUCAGGUCCGGGGCGGACGCGUGGGUGGUGGGUAAACGGGCGACCGCGGGUGCGGGUGGAGGGACUGGAAAGAGAACCAACAGGGACGUGUGGCUGUGGGUGGUGUUGGAUCGAGCCGGGGACACGCUUCUGGACGCAUCCGCGGCGAUUAACGCGUUUUGCGACGAGCACUUUGACGGAAUAUUCUCGUAG
This is a messenger RNA of Micromonas commoda, 2055 nucleotides long. RefSeq lists its product with no specific name. Gene Ontology annotation, cellular component: intracellular membrane-bounded organelle; Mon1-Ccz1 complex. The record is from RefSeq and is a predicted model, not a curated record. Gene Ontology annotation, biological process: vesicle-mediated transport. NCBI's taxonomy places the organism in Eukaryota, Viridiplantae, Chlorophyta, Mamiellophyceae, Mamiellales, Mamiellaceae. The coding region runs from base 1 to 2055 and encodes 684 amino acids. The transcript has a single exon.